Messenger RNA from Pelobates fuscus (common spadefoot toad), 2128 nucleotides. RefSeq names its product zinc finger FYVE-type containing 21 (gene ZFYVE21). Gene Ontology annotation, molecular function: metal ion binding. The transcript has 8 exons. Lineage: Eukaryota; Metazoa; Chordata; Amphibia; Anura; Pelobatidae. The record is from RefSeq and is a predicted model, not a curated record. Bases 57 to 797 code for a protein of 246 amino acids.
CGCUCGCUGAUUGGUCGGCAGUGUGUGGGCGUGGCCCCGGCGAGGCGGGUGUCAAGAUGUCCACCGAGUGCGACGUGAAGAAGCUGGUCCGCUCCCCCAGCGGGCUCCGCAUGCUGCCCGAGAACCGCGCCUUCACCAGCCCCUUCUGCCUGGAGGAACCGCACUGGGUCCCGGAUAAGGAGUGCCCACGAUGCAUGCAUUGCGAAGCAAAAUUUGACUUCAUAAACCGGAAGCACCACUGCCGGAGAUGCGGAAAAUGCUUCUGCGACAAAUGCUGCAGUAAGAAAGUGCCUCUGCCGCGCAUGUGCUUUGUAGAUCCCGUCCGGCAGUGCGGAGAAUGCUCCGUCAUUUCACAGAAGGAAAUGGAAUUCUAUGACCGCCAGCUGAAGGUGUUGAUGGAUGGUGCAACAUUCUCAGUUACCCAGGGAUCAUGUGAGAAGUCUGAAACCAUGGUGUGUCGACUUUCCAACAACCACAGAUACUUGUUUCUUGAUGGAGAGAGCCAUUAUGAAGUAGAAGUUGCACAGAUUUCUACAGUUCAGAUCCUCACAGAGGGUUUCACUCCUGGAGAUAUUCAUACUUACACCAGCCUGUUGGAGAGCCCGUGCAUCACUGAAGGGGGCAAUAGUCGUGCCACCGGUAUGCUGCUACAGUACAAAGCCCCCGGCUCAGACAAUUUGAAGCAGAUGAAGUUUACCACAAGUGACGACUUCAAUAGUAACAAAAAGAUGUCUGCUUCGUGGCUGGCAGCAAUGCACAAGGCAGCCAAACUUCUGUAUGAAUCCCGGGAGCAGUAAUGGAAGACCGAGCCAAGAGAUGACCAGUACAAAGUUAUAUUUGUAAUUGUCAUUUUGACAGCAUAUAACAAUUCUUCUUUCCAACGGAUCUCCGGACCUGUUGCAGCUAGGUUGUAAUGGGAGACAUUUUUUAUAGCCAUAAUUAUUCACCUUACUUGUGCAAUAUGUAUACAUUUUAAUAAUGCUUUAAAUCUUAGUCUCACAAGCAAGACUGUAUAUUUUUGCUAACUUAUCACAAACUAGCCACAAUUAUUCAGACAGCACAGCUAUCACAGAAAUUAGACGAGCUGGUUGUGGUUACUUAUCGGGCCCAACGCAGUUUACUCAUUUCUUCUGAAGAAUGAGGUUUAUGCAGUAGAAACUCAGGUUCGUUUUUUGCUCCGUUGCAAAGCACUACAAUGCACAUUGUCUAUUUUACUGAUGGCUUAGUCUGAUUUCAUUGAAUUAACUUAAGCCAGGAGCAGCCCAAACCGUUCUCCAACAGCUGUAGAGAGAACUGUUUGGCAUUCCUGCACUAAACGUUAUACUCUCCCCAUUUUUGAUAGUGCAGCAAUACAUUUACCCUUUACAGAAUAGUAACAUGGAAAUCUUAUUUUAAGGUAGUACACUACAACAUGGUUCUACCAGUGGCCAUGAAAGGUUUCAUUUAAAACUGAACAUGGCCGGAAUGUACUGAUGGUACAGCAGAUGGUUCCCAGGUGUGUUAGAGCUUUUAUACUGACUAUGUAAUCUGUAUUGCGGGAAUUUAGCAGCUGUGAUAAUCUUAGUUAACACAAAUGGUGGACAGGAACUGCAGUUCUUGUGUCUCUGCAGGAAAGUUACAGUCUGGGCCUUAGUUUUUGAUUUAGAGGGUUUUAGUCAACCACAAAAGACCCAGGACACUGUAUGCAAGGAUAUCAGCCUGAUCUAGAACAAGCAGGAUCUGCUCAAGACGUUAUUUGCUAAAACCUGUAAUUAAAAUGUGCUUGUGAGUUACAAUAUCAAACUGAAAGAGAGCGCUGAGAAUUAGUACCAGUAUGACGUGGACAUUUCAUCCCUCAGCCUGUGUUUGGCAGAUUGGUGAUCUAGGUGUAGCUUACCCGUCUGUCAUGCAGUGGGCACAUUGCUCAGUAAAUUUGGGUAGACAUCUGUUGUGGACUACAGCUUCCAUGGUGCUCUGAGAGCCUUCUGUAAAAUCUGGGGUUUAUGUAGAAAAGUGUUACACUAUAUACAUAACCUCCACCGUGUUUCCUAUAUAUAAUAUGCUGGUCCUCUAGGAGCCUCUCCUUUAGAGGCUUUGGAUUUUGUACAGUUUCAAUGUUUCUCUAAUAAAGAAAAUAAUUUGUAUCCAA